GUUCAUUUAGUGAUUGUUUGAAGUUACAAUGUCACUGAAAAAAGUGACUUAUGACCGUUUUUCACAUUUACAACCAUUGCAGCAUCCUCAUGGUCAUGUGAUCAAAAUUCAGAUGCUUGGCAACUGACUCAUAUUUAUGAUAGUUGCAGUGUUCCAGGGUUAUGUGAUCACCUUUUAUAACCUUCUGACAAUCAAAGUCGAUGGGGAAGCCAGAUUCAUUUAACAACCUUGUUACUAACAUAACAUAACAUAACAUAACAUAACAACCAUAGCAAAAAAGAUUGUAAAAUGGGCAAAUUCACUUAACAAGUGUUUCGCUUAGCAACGGAAAUUUUGGGCUCAAUUUUGUGGAUCACCUAUACCAACUUCAGCAAAUUGCCAACGAUUUCUGAACCAUCUUAUUUUAAUAAUUCAUUUUUAUUCAUGUUAAUAAGUUUCAUAAUACAUAUAGCUCAUAUUUCAUUAAGAAGAUCUUCAGAUAUUUGCAAAAACAUUUUUUUUUUUGUUUUAAAGAGAUCAUUUCCUAUGUCAUGCCAAAUAUGGCUCUACUUAUUUGGAAUUAUAGGAAGUGCAGUUCACGAGUCAAUAAAUUUCAAGGGCAUCAAACUAGGCUGUUUUUCAAGAAUGUUUACCCGAAGGACAUCUGAUGCUUUUCACUUCAUGCUACAUUGUUCAGAUAAGACUUUCAAGUGUUGCCUAAAUAAGGAAGAAACCCUCAGUGAGAUGAAGCUAGCCAUGAGACCAGAGUGACACAAGGAAUUCAAAUGGUGCAGGGCAUAAGCUGCUUUAUUACUGAACCUUGCCAUCUUUCUAAAAGAACAAAAAAUGAGAAUGCCUUUUCAGGAAUCUACAAAGAAUGAAGAUGAGGAAGUGGUGGAAGAUGAAGAAGAGGAGGAUACAAUAGUGUUCCUUAAACCUGUCAUUGAGGAUAAAAACAUGGAACUUGCAAAAAAGUGCACAGAGAUAAUAAGUAAUGUCCGUUAUAAAGAAGAAUAUGAAAAAUCAAAAGGCAGGUGGACAUAUGUGGCUGAUACUCUACAGCUGACACAUGAGAAAAAUAUAUCUGCUGUUACUUCUGAUGCGAAGUACAAAGCAAAGGCUAAGAAAGAACUUAGUAACUCAUUCUAUCAGCAAAUGCCUGCUACAAUUGAUAGUGUGUUUGCAAAAGAAGUCAUGAAUCUUCAGAGCAAGGUUCUUUACAGGAAAAAAUAUAAUGCAGAGAAAGGAAUAUCAAAUUAUGCACAGAUGAAGGAUCUUCCAGAUGUUAAGCAUGCCAUGGAAGUUAAUAAACAUCAGAGUAAUGUUUCAUAUAAAAAAGAUCUUCAGGAUAUUCACAAAUAUACUGAAAUUUCCAAUAGACCAGAUAUAAUGAUGGCAACAAAGCUAACAAAGAUAAUAAGCAAUGCUGAAUAUACAAAAGGAAAACAAGAAAUGUGCCAAGAGCCAACUGUACUCGGAAGACUAGACUUUGACCAUGCUCAGAAAGUAUCCAAGUUGUUAAGUCAGAUUAAAUAUAAAGAACCCCUUGUUAAAGAAAUGAAGAAUAAUUGCUUCAAUCCUCUGGAAUGUGCCUUUUUCAAGCAAGCUCAACUGGCUUCUGUAUUGGCAAGUGAUAUUAAAUACAAAAAAGAAAGUCUGAAUAGUCUUCAUAAACCAACAUCUGCAUUUCCAAACCUAUUACAAUUAGAGCAUGCAUUGAAUGCCAGCAAGAUCCAUAGUAAUUAUGAAUAUAAGAAACUAUUUGAGAAAACUAAAGGGCUCUAUCAUUUUGAAGUGAAUACUGCUGAACAGCUGCACUACAAAGAAAAUGCAGUCCUGCAAAGUCAGGUUAAAUAUAAGGAGAAAUAUGAAAAAUCAAAAGGCAAAUCUAUGCUAGAAUUUAUAGACACACCAACAUACCUAAUUUCAAAGGAAGCUCAAAAGUUUCAAAGUGAAAAAAUAUAUAGAAAAGAAUUCGAAGAAAAAAUCAGAGGGAAAGCAGCCUUGGACUUAGACAAGACUCCAGAAUUCUUGCAUGUGAAACACGUAACAGAUUUACUUAAAGAGAAAGAGUAUAAAAAAGAUUUGGAAGAAGGGACAAAAGGAAAAGGACUGUCAGUACUUGAAGAUACUCCAGAUUUGAUCAGAGUGAAAAAUGCAGCUCAGAUACUAAACGAGAAAGAAUACAGAAAAGAUCUGGAACAGGAAAUAAAAGGAAGAGGAGUGAAAUUUAUUUCAGAAACUCCCGACUUCCAAAGAGCAAAGAGAGCAUCUGAAAUUGUUAGUGAGAAAGAAUAUAGGAAAGAUCUGGAGACCAAAAUUAAAGGAAAAGGAAUGCAAGUUGGCACUGAUACUCCUGAAAUACAGCGAGCAAAAAGAGCAUCUGAAAUUGCAAGCCAGAAAGAAUACAAGAAACAUCUAGAAAUGGAAAUUAAAGGAAAGGGAAUGCAAGUGGGCACGGAUACGCCUGAUAUACAACGAGCAAAAAAAGCUUAUGAUCUCGCAAGCCAGAAAGAAUACAUGAAGGACUUGGAGACUGAAAUCAAAGGGAAAGGAAUGCUAAUAGGCCCAGAUAUUCCAGACAUACAGCGAGCAAUGAAGGCGUCUGAAAUAGCUAGUCAGAAGAAGUAUAAAGAUGAAGCAGUGAAGAUGCUAUGUACUUAUUCUGCUGUGCCAAAUACUCCCGAAAUUGAGAGGAUUAAAAAUGCACAAAGAAAUAUCAGUGCUGUACUUUACAAGAAAAAAUUAGGUGCUGGUAUAACAGUAGCAGAGACUCCUGUGACUGAACAUGUAAAGAAAAAUCAGAAAAAUAUUAGCACAGUGUGCUAUAAAGAACAGCUUGGUAAAGGUACUUCAGUGAGUGUCACUCCUGAAAUGGAAAGAGUCAAGAAGAAUCAAGAAAUUAUCAGCUCGGUCAAGUACAGCAGAGAUCAGCAGCAAAUGAAAGGUAGACCUAGCGUGAUGCUAGACACACCUGAGUUAAGGCAUGUCAAAGAAACACAAAACAUCAUCUCAAUGGUCAAAUAUCAUGAAGAUUUUGAGAAGACAAAAGGCAGAGGGUUCACUCCAGUAGUGGAUGACCCUGUAACUGAACGGGUGAGACGGAAUACCCAAGUGGUUAGUGAUGCUGCAUACAAAGGAGUUCACCCACAUAUAGUUGAAAUGGACAGGAGACCUGGAAUAAUUGUGGAUCUCAAAGUUUGGCGCACAGAUCCUGGCUCCAUCUUCGACCUUGAUCCUUUGGAAGAUAAUAUUCAGUCUAAGAGUCUACAUGUGCUUUUGGAAAAAGCAAGACGUAGCCAAUACCAUUUGCAUUCUACCAGUACUUCUGGCGUUGGAGAUGACAAAUCAGAUGAUUCUAUAUUUUCUUACUCCAGUGAGGCAACAAGACUAUCUAAUGAAGGAGGAGCCCCUGUGCUUCCUGGGGCCUACCAACAAAAUCAGCCCCAAGGAUAUGGAUACAUGCACCAGACUAGUGUGUCAUCUAUGAGAUCAAUGCAUUCACAGCCACAUUCAGCUAGCUUGAGAACUUAUAGAGCUAUGUAUGACUAUAGUGCCCAAGAUGAAGAUGAAGUUUCCUUCAGAGAUGGUGACUACAUCAUCAAUGUACAACCAAUUGAUGAUGGUUGGAUGUAUGGUACAGUUCAGAGAACUGGGAAAACUGGAAUGCUUCCAGCAAAUUACAUUGAAUUUGUUAAUUAGUUCAGCAUUAAUUCUUAUGAGCAUUUUGAUUUACUUAUAAUCUUUUUAAACAAAGUAUUUUUAAAACCACAACUUUAUGAUUUCCCUGUUAAUGUAACAAACUGUGAUCAUAUGCUAAAGUCAACAUAUAGUCCAAUAGGGAAUCUAGGAAUAUUGAGCUUUGAAAGCAUGAUACUUAAAAUGAUUUAUAAAAACACACUGAUGGUGGAAACUUGAUUAAUUUCGGUUAGCUCCCAAAUAGAAUCCUGCCUUUACAGUAGGUUGUGUUUUUCAUUUGAAUUAUAAGUAUAAAGCAACUGAUAUUUUUUUAUUGUGUGACUUUGAAAUUGUAAGAGGUAUAGCUUGCUGUUGAGGUUUGAGUUAUUAAAAAAACAAGUGCAUCGAAUCAAUGUUUUUGUUGUAAUGAAUGACAUGAUAAAAAGUUGCUUACUAUU
Messenger RNA from Pantherophis guttatus, 4115 nucleotides. It is a transcript of the gene NEBL, whose product is annotated as nebulette. The record is from RefSeq and is a predicted model, not a curated record. Gene Ontology annotation, molecular function: actin filament binding. Gene Ontology annotation, cellular component: focal adhesion; Z disc. NCBI's taxonomy places the organism in Eukaryota, Metazoa, Chordata, Lepidosauria, Squamata, Colubridae. Gene Ontology annotation, biological process: cardiac muscle thin filament assembly.